AUGCGGCUCCAACUCCUCAUCCAGCGCAACUCGCUCCCACCAGUCACCAUCAUUCACACCACAGGCACCGGCCCCUCCUCACAUACGAAGUCCCGCACCGCUACAAUCGCCGACCUCCUCGCUGACGUUAAUGAUAUCGUUCCCCUAGAGUCUGCGGACGGCGAAUGGGGUCUGGAGGACUAUGUCGUCGAAGUUGCGGCCACUGCGGACCAACACUUGACAUACGAGUGCUUGCAUUAUCAACCCUUGCACAGUGUGUUGAGAGAAGAUGAUGAGGUGGUGAUCAGGGCGCUGAGCAGUGAAGAUCUGAGGGUCAGGAGGCUAGGUGGGCGCCAUCAGAUUACGGGUGAUGGCAGACAUCUGAUUGAUGGUGUCGCAUUCGGCAGACAGUGGCUGAGGAAGGCCGAUAGACCGGGUAUUGUCAUUCCACCCAGGAAGAGAAGGAGAAUUCUACUCGACGAGCAUACCGAUGCCGCGAACGAAGAAGACCCUAAGCGCAUUCUCUCUGCCGCUGAUGAGGAGGAGGACAAUCCCAUGCAUGCUUUGGUGCUAUUUGCGAACCAAGAAGAAGAGGACGAUGACGAUGACGACGACGACUAUGUGGAUGAAGGCGAUGCUGAUAUCGACGAGCCACAAUCGCAAGUCACCAUCAGAGAAGAUUUUGACGACGCAGAUGCCGACUCAGAAGACGAGGACGAGCCAGAUGGGGAUGAUGCAGACGAGCCUCUCUCCUCAGAGCUGAAGCACCUGCUCGAAGAUGCUGCCGAGAUUGAGCAAGCUGCCAACAUGGCCAUCGCAUUGCAAGUCAUUGACAAAAAGCUAAAGAGAAAACGAGACAUCAGAGACGAUGGUGAAGAGCACGAACAUGAGACAUUUGAAGGGUUCUCCAGUCCCAUACACCGUUCACCUGCUACGGGUAGUGGCGCUGAGCUGGAGGACGGCGCAGACGAAAGUUCGGACAGCAUGAUGAAAGAGAUCGCAGAUCGACAGGCCGAAAGACGUGCCAGGAACGUUGUUGAAGAUGACUCUGACGACUCUGAUGAUUCCGAUGUAACUUCAAGCUCGGAUGUCACAUCUUCUGACUCUGAUGCUGAUACCACGAUUGAAGCGAUUGCCAUAAAGCAAGCCAAACAGCGAGCUUUGAACCUCAUCAGAGAUGAGGAUGAUGACGAUGAAGACGACACGUCGUCAAGCUCUGCUCCAGAGAAAGAUGAGAGCGAUGAUGAUAUCUCCUCGACCUCGGAAUCCGAGUCUACAUCUGGGGAAGACAGCUCGUCAGAAUCUGAAAUCACGUCUGACUCCGAGUCAGAUAUUGAAGAGACGAAGUCAGAGAAGGCCUCCGUAUCCAAGGCAGCUCGACCCAUAGGGGCUCUCCCAACAAGCACGGCUCCAGGACAGCGGGCAGUGUCAUCGGUCGGGGUUCCUUUUCAGGGAACAAAUAAGACGCACUAUAACAACAAGAGGGUGAAAAGAAGGAAGCGCCUAACCGAGCUUAAGAAGCAGGGGUUGCUACCUGAAAAUGCAGGCUUUGAGGAGCUAGCGAAGUACGAGAUUGCGCAACAACAGGCGACGGCGGCAGAACAGUCAAUGGUCGUCGAGGAACAAGUUGAGGGCCCAGCACAAGAUGACAUGCAAAACGUGGAAAACGGCGAAGAAGCAAUUGCCCCUCCGGCCGUGAAGGAGAUCAAGAAGGACCAUAUGAAGCCUUCAAAUGACGCCGAGUCUACCACAACCAGCGCUGCUCCUGUCGAUCCUAGACCUACCGAGCUCAAACCACUCGGGACCUCCGAGAUUGAACCCACAGUGGCUGUGGGAUUGGCAGCUCCAAAGAGAGCCAGACUCGAUGUGGCCAGUACCCGUCGCCUGGUUUUUGGAUCUCUUGGUUUGAGAGCACCGAAGAACGCCGAAGAGGUGCGUGCACUGAGGGAGAAGCUGUCACAAAACCGUCGACAGCCAAUACUGUACAAGGCCCCUGGUGACAGCAGUGCUCUGGAGUCUCCCAAGGUCCCGCCCGCGGUCAAAAACGAUGACGAUCUCUGGAAGAACAAGCUGAUUGUGGCUGCGGUUGAAUGUGAAGAGCCCGGAGUUUCCUUGCCGCCGCCACCAUUUCCCUUUGAACAGGGCUGGGCACGGCCGGGAAAGAACAAGCGGAAACUACGCGAUCAAAGCCAGUAUUAUCAGAGCGGAAGUAAGCGGUCAUGCGAGAGAGCCUCUGCGCCUGAUGUUUCAACCCUGAGCUACGACGAGGUCUCGGAUCACGUUUCCGCUAACCAUGCCGUCCCGACUGUCGAUGGAAGUUCCGGUACCGUGCCAGCUCAGGAGGAUCUGGACGAGCUCCCAGAGCUUCAGCAGGCCAUGGUCCUUCCCGGAGCCACUAUCGCUUAUAAAGAAUUGCACGUCGAUGCAUCGACCAACUAUCAACCAGAAGUGUCUCAAUACAGGGUUGGCCAAGUGUCGCAAGUGGAUGAAGACGGCACUGUGCACCUUCAGCUGGAGAAGAGCUCACUGGCCACAAAUGUGAAAGGCAAAAUCGAUCCACAGACAGGUCAAAGAGUCUACGGCAAGUUCGAGCUGGUGGGUGAAGAUCCAGAUGAAGGGGCAGACGAUGGUGUUCGCGAGAUUUCGAUCUCGGACAUGAUUUCUGCGAAACUGGUCAAACCCUCUGUGAUACAAGUUCCCGACAGCAACCAUGUUAGUGACACAAAGAGUGGCGAAGUACCCGGACUGUCAAGCAACGACGAAUUUGCUGCCAUCCCGGAAUCAGCGGAACAAGAUAUCCAGGGAAAUGAUGCAGCAGGCAAGCCCAGUGCAGCCGCACCGAUGGUCGAGACCCCUCGCAAACAAGAGAUCAACGGGAUAAUCAAAGCUGCCGGGUUCAACUCAGCUCUAGAUGCGGAAUUAAUGCAGCCCAUUCGCGACCCUACUACCGGGGAUGCCGAUGAAGCAAUGGCAAUGACUCAGACGCAACAACAAUAUCCUCACAGAUUUCGUCCCGGAUCACCUGGUGCCGAUUUGUCUUUGCCGGGUAUGAAGACUUCGUCAGACGCAGACACCAGAGCAGAUCACGCUGACGGCCCUGGUGAUGGUGACACCACAGGGAGUUUCCAGUUUCCUUUACCGUCGUCACCAUACAUGCCGACCCAGGAAACUGUUGAAUAUCCCCAUUUAUCUCAAAUGCAAAUUGAUUCGUCGGAUCCUACGAACACCACCAAUAGCACCGCACAUCAGGAUGCACAAAAGUACUCACCAGCUCCGGCUCUUGACCUAUCCUCGACUGCGUCUGACUCGCAGAAAGCUGGGAAGAAAAGUGAACUAGACGCCGAGCACUUCGAAGAUGAAAACCCGCGCCUUUCAGAGGACGUGCCUAACUCGCUCAGGUCCGAGGUACCGGAGUCUCAAUCCCCCAAGACCUCGAUGAUUUCUCAAAACACUGAGGCAGACGACGAAGAGAAUGCAGACAGAAGUUCUUUUUUAGGAGGACCUGGGUACGAUGGUCAAGACUCAUCGUACCAUGAUGACAGUGAACUACCUUCUUUCAAUGAGCUUCCUCCACCGGGCCAGAGAAGACGCAGGCGGACCCGAAAAAUGCAUCCUCCGCCAUCCAGGAGGUCUCCUCGACAUGCCGUGAAAAAGACACGAACGAGCCUGGCCCCGUCAAGCAGCCCUGAAAUCUCGGCUUCAAGUCAGCUUGACAUCAAGCAGUCGCAAAGCCAGAGAAAGCCAAGACUGUCUGAGAUUCCUUCCCAAUCAUCCGUGGUGGACCUGACUCUCUCGGACGAUGGUGAUAGUGAUUCAACGUACGGCCAGAAGCAAAUCGAAGUCGAGGUCAAAAGUCAGGAUCGGAGCACCAGUGCGAGAGGUGACAAGAAGGAUAAGGGGAUCGGGAAACGAAGAUUGCUCACAACGAAGAAGGCCAGUGAAUAUUACUGA
This is a messenger RNA of Fonsecaea erecta, 3930 nucleotides long. RefSeq lists its product as hypothetical. NCBI's taxonomy places the organism in Eukaryota, Fungi, Ascomycota, Eurotiomycetes, Chaetothyriales, Herpotrichiellaceae. The coding region runs from base 1 to 3930 and encodes 1309 amino acids. The transcript has a single exon. The record is from RefSeq and is a predicted model, not a curated record.